Diospyros lotus (date-plum) is the source of this 1868-nucleotide messenger RNA. RefSeq names its product xyloglucan galactosyltransferase XLT2-like. Gene Ontology annotation, molecular function: galactosyltransferase activity. The transcript has a single exon. Gene Ontology annotation, biological process: xyloglucan biosynthetic process. NCBI's taxonomy places the organism in Eukaryota, Viridiplantae, Streptophyta, Magnoliopsida, Ericales, Ebenaceae. The coding region runs from base 77 to 1513 and encodes 478 amino acids. The record is from RefSeq and is a predicted model, not a curated record.
CACACUCCGCCCCCCCCCCCCCCCCCCCCCCUCUCUGUGUCUCUGAAUCUUCCAUUAACUACAAGUCUAUAACAGUAUGAUGAUCCCGAAUUCCGGCCAGUUCCCACAUGGCUUUCAAACCAGUAAGAAACACAAAAACCCCGACCUCAAGCCCUCUUUCUGUUCUUCGCACCCUCGUGUAUGGAUUUUCGUCACCAUUCUUUCCGUUCAAGUCCUUAUCCUUUUCUUUGCUCGUAUUUUUCCUCUACCCUUAUCUGUCCAACACCUCUUUACUUCUGCAAAAACAGGAAAAUCCGAUACCGGACAAUGCCCAUUCGGGAGGGUUUAUGUCUACGACCUUCCGGCGAUGUUUAACCGAGACUUGGUCGACACUUGCAACGACUCCGAUCCGUGGCAUUGGCGGUGCGGUGCCGUUUCGAACGACGGAUUCGGCCCCAGGGCCACCGAGCUCGCCGGAAUCGUGCCUGAUAACCUGGCUCCGGCGUGGUACUGGACCAACCAGUUCGCGUCCGAGAUUCUGUACCACAACCGCCUUUUGAACUACGAGUGCAGGACGCUGGAGCCAGAAUCGGCUACGGCCUUCUACAUGCCGUUUUACGCUGGGCUCGCGGUCGGGAAAUACUUGUGGCAGAACCAGAGCAUGAGGGACCGUGACCCGGCGAGUUUGCUGAGGUGGGUCCAGAAGCGGCCCUUCUGGUGGCGAUCCAACGGCUCUGAUCACUUCAUCACGCUGGGCCGCAUCACGUGGGAUUUCCGACGAUUAGAUCAGCCGGAGAUAGACUGGGGCUCCAGCUUCAUCAACAUGCGGGCAAUGCGACACGUCACGCGCCUCGUGGUCGAGAGAGCUCCGCGGGACUACUACGACGUCGGUAUACCCUACCCUACCGGAUUCCACCCCUUGUCCGCCUCCCAAGUCCGGGACUGGCAGAGCUUCGUUCGGACCCGGGACCGGACGCGCCUGUUCUGCUUCGUCGGGGCGACACGUGAUAGCAUCAAGAACGAUUUCCGAGGGCUUCUACUGAGUCAGUGCCGGAACGAGUCGGCCACGUGCCGACUCGUCGACUGUGCCACGACGGAGUGCGCCAACGGCCGGACGCCGAAUCUGGAGACGUUCCUGGAUUCUGAAUUCUGCUUGCAGCCGAGGGGAGAUAGCUACACGAGAAGAUCCGUUUUCGACUGUAUGCUCGCCGGUUCGAUUCCGGUUUUUUUCUGGUUCCGAACGGCCUACGACCAGUACGAAUGGUUCUUGCCGGGCGAACCGGAGAGCUACUCGGUUUACAUCGAUCCUCGCGAUGUGAGGAAUGGACGGUCGAUAAAGAGAGUGCUGGAGAGUUACAGCAGAGAGGAGGUGAGGAAGAUGAGAGAGAGGGUGAUAGAACACAUACCUAAGUUUGUGUACGCUAAGCCUGAGGGGGAAGGUUCCGAGAUUACCAGAGAUGCCAUUGACAUCGCCAUUGAUGGCGUAAUGAAGCGAUUCUACGAGCAAAAGCGGCCGCGAAGACUGCCAAGUUAAAGAUCAAAUGUUGAUCAGAAAUGCAGAUCAGUACACAGAGAUACAAACAAAUUACUGUCGAGUAGUAACGAGUCAAUAUCUGGUGAUUUGCGUUUUGCAGCUGAGUUGAGAGGACGAGUCCGAGUCCGAGUCCAUAAGCACAAGAGAUUACUGGACAAAAGAGGAAGAAGGAAGAGUGAGGGUUGACGGUUGACGGGUUAAGCGCGGCGUAAUGCAAGAUUCAUGGCUUUCUGGGCGGAGAUUGCGUUGAGCGUAAUAGACGGUUGCAAAUUGGAAGGUAACGCUGUGACUUGUAAUAAUCUAAUAGAAUCAAUCUCUUUCGUAAAAUUAAAUAAUAAAAUAUUAUAUUAUGCCA